AUGCUCCUUCUACCAUACAUCAGCGUACUCCCACUCCUCUCGUUGGUUGCUGCCAACAGAGUGGACUUCGACCAGGACGUCAAUUCCCAGGUGUGUGCUGGCAUAUACUCCAAGCACGACUGGGGUGGAUCAUCCAAGCCCCACAUAGCGUUCACCCUCAACCAGUAUGGGGAUGAAAAAUACAGUGGUGGCGGCAAGAAGGAACUCGAAUACAAGAACAAAGACGCCAUAGCCGUAAGCUAUGUGGUGUUCGAGUACAAGGACUUGAGCAACAUCGGAGUGCGUGACCAGGACGGCAAGAUGAACUACAUCUGUGACGACAUAGCCAUCAACGAGGGCUUGUGUGACAAGAAGCAGAAGGACAAGUUCAUCGUCAACAACAACGUCACCAACUCGACGGUGUUGACCAACGUGUUGACCCACUUGGGCCCUGCCCAGAUCGACUACCCCAUCAACAAGACCGGCUACUACUGUGUGGCCACGUUCACGUUCAGCGACAAGAAGUACCACGGACGGAUCAACUUCCAAAACGCGUUCGGUGAGUUGAGUGCCAGUGAAAUCCCAAAGUUGCCCGCCUACGGCAUCUUGGCGGUGUGUUACGCCAUCGCCUCCGCGCUCUUUGGAUUCCAGUUCUUCAAGAAAAGAAAGGAAAACCAGAUCUUGCCCUUGCAGAAGUACUUGUUGGCCAUGAUCGGCUUCUUGACCUUCGACACCGUGGUGGUGUGGUCCUACUACGACUUGGUCAACAGAACAAAAAACCCAGCCUCUAAGUUUGUGCUUGCCUACAUGGGGUUCUUGUCCAUCUUGAACGCCCUCAAGAUCACCUUCUCGUUGUUUCUCUUGUUGUUGAUUGCCUUGGGUUACGGCGUUGUCACUCUCAAGUUAAAGAAAAAGGUGAUGUUGAGAUGCAAAAUCUUGGCUGGUGUCCAUCUUCUCGCAACCGUGGUAUAUCUUGUUUCUACCUACUAUAACGGACAGAGCAACUCUACUCUGUCUUCCAGGGAUUUUGGUGAGGACGAUUUUGGCGGCUUGUUGGGCAUGAUUCCUUUGAUUCCAGUCACCCUCACAUUAUCAGCAUACUACUUGGCCAUCUUGAUUUCUAUCAAGGCCACCACCGCCAACUUGCACCAGCAACGUCAAGUCAUCAAGUUGCAAUUGUAUGAGAGACUUUUCAGAAUCAUCUUUGUCGCUGUGGUCAUGACGCUUGGUGGAUUUACCUUCUCGUCGUUCAUAUUCUUAGGAAUGAACAAUACUGAGAUCGUGGAGGAGCACUGGAAGUCUGCGUUCUUCCUCUUUGAGUUCUGGCCCAGUGUUGUGUUCUUCUUUGUGUUUGUGGGGAUCUCCUGGUUGUGGAGACCCACCGAGACCAGUUACAUGUUGGCAGUGUCCCAACAAUUGUCUGGAGGGGAGAAUAUUGGCGAGGAUGGCGAGGAACAGACGGGAGCUGGCUACCACCAAGGUCACGAGUUCGAGUUGGACGACUUGUCGUUAUUGAGCCAUAGCGAUCAUGAACAGGCCCGUGACAACGACAGCUUCGAAUUGAGAGACUCUUCGGGUCCCUCCACCGCUCCACCCGUGUACGAGGAGUUGGAAAACGACAACAAUAAGAAGAAUAAGAAGGACCUCCAUGUGGAAAACGAUAACACCUUAUUUGACGUGGGUGAGGACGAGAGUGACCAUGAUAGAGACGAUAGAUUAAGAGAUUAG
Molecule: messenger RNA, 1707 nt
Organism: Suhomyces tanzawaensis NRRL Y-17324
Lineage: Eukaryota; Fungi; Ascomycota; Pichiomycetes; Serinales; Debaryomycetaceae
Exons: 1
Coding region: 1-1707 (568 amino acids)
Biological process (GO): retrograde transport, endosome to Golgi
Cellular component (GO): membrane; Golgi apparatus
Source: RefSeq, a predicted model, not a curated record